Molecule: messenger RNA, 3096 nt
Organism: Hypanus sabinus (Atlantic stingray)
Lineage: Eukaryota; Metazoa; Chordata; Chondrichthyes; Myliobatiformes; Dasyatidae
Gene: lap3
Product: leucine aminopeptidase 3
Exons: 13
Coding region: 57-1625 (522 amino acids)
Biological process (GO): proteolysis
Cellular component (GO): cytoplasm
Molecular function (GO): manganese ion binding; metalloaminopeptidase activity
Source: RefSeq, a predicted model, not a curated record
GAGUAGAGAAGCCGCGGUGUCAGCGUCACGACCAUUCCCACGUUUGCCGUUUGAAGAUGUCGCUCGCUGGUUGCGGCAAGGUGCCGCUGCGCUUCCUCUUGAGGGCUGGUUCGGGCUGGAACUCGCUCCGUUUCUGCCGGUCCAAUAGCGGCUCCAAGGGCCUGGUCCUUGGUGUAUAUGAGGGAGGGAAAGUGGAUGAAUCUGUUCAGUUCACAAAAGCAGCAGAAGCUUUUGACUUUUCUAUAUCUGGAAAACUUGAGGAACUUUUGACCAUAUCUGGUCCUGCACUUAAAAAAGGAAGAAGCCGGGUAUUUUAUGGACUGCAUCAGGAUUUUCCCCAUAUUGUAGUUGUUGGUCUUGGUGACAAAAAUGCUGGAGUUAAUAGUUUGGAGCAAUGUGAUGAAGGCAAAGAAAAUAUUCGAGCUGCUAUAGCAGUUGGAUGUAGGCAGUUACAAGAUCUAGAGGUUACUCAUGUGGAAGUUGAUCCAUGUGGAGAUGCCCAGUGUGCAGCAGAAGGAUCUGUUUUGGGUUUAUUUGAAUAUAAUGAGCUAAAGAAGAAAAAGAAAACAGCGGUCACUGUCAAACCAUAUGGAAGUUUGGAAAAUGAAGCAUGGCAAAGAGGAGUACUAUAUGCAGAAGGGCAAAAUUUGGCUCGGCAUUUGAUGGAAGCACCAGCUAAUUACAUAACUCCAUCUAGCUUUGCAGAGAUCAUUCAAGAAACGCUGUAUUCUACAAGUGAUAACAUUAAAGUGCACAUAAGAUCCAAAUCCUGGAUUGAGGAGCAACAGAUGGGAGCUUUCCUUAGCGUAGCCAAAGGUUCAGAUGAAGAGCCAGUAUUUUUAGAGAUUCACUAUAAUGGUUCUGCAGUCCCCAGUGAAUCACCAUUAGUUUUUGUCGGAAAAGGUAUUACAUUUGACAGUGGUGGAAUUUCAAUUAAGCCUGCAUCGGGUAUGGAUGCAAUGAGAGCAGACAUGGGAGGAGCUGCAACAAUCUGUUCUGCCAUAAUGACUAUAGCAUCUUUGAAACUUCCCCUUAAUAUUAUAGGUGUGACUCCAUUGUGUGAGAACAUGGUGAAUGGCAGGGCAAAUAAACCGGGUGAUGUGGUGAGAGCAAAGAAUGGGAAAACUAUACAGGUGGAUAACACUGAUGCUGAGGGUCGUUUGAUACUGGCUGAUGCCCUUUGCUAUGCACAUGAAUUCCAACCCAAAGCUCUUGUAAAUGCUGCAACUUUAACAGGGGCUAUGGAUGUUGCCUUGGGGUCAGCAGCGACUGGAGUUUUUACCAACUCUGACUGGUUGUGGGAACACCUUAAACAAGCUAGUAUUGUGACUGGAGAUCGUGUGUGGAGGAUGCCACUUUUUCAACAUUACACCAGACAAGUCACAGAAUCACAACUAGCAGACCUGAAUAACAUUGGCAAAUACAGCAGGUCUGGUGGAGCAUGUACAGCUGCAGCUUUCCUUCGAGAAUUUGUAACGGUACCUCACUGGGCUCAUCUUGACAUUGCUGGUGUAAUGUCAAACAAAGAUGAAGUUCCUUAUCUACGCAAGGGAAUGGCAGGAAGACCAACACGAACAUUAGUGGAAUUUGCAGUCUCCCUGAGCCAAGAAGAUCAGAAAUCAUAAACUGCAUAUUUAUUGAAUAUUUCACAUGUUUUCCUUCUUCAUUUUUAGAACAAUGGCAAAAUAUACCAGUCACAUUAUUUGUGUCUGUGAAUUAGUUUAACUUUACAUUUACUCCUCACCUUUGAGCUAGAAUUUGAUAGUUAAUUUUUAGAGGAGAUUUUUUAAAAUUAACUUUUAUAAUCAUGAAGAUAAUUGCAGGGGUGGUUUCUACCCGUAUUACAAAUGAUUUUAUUUCCUGAACUAUGACCUAUCAUGCUACAGAGGAAUGUUUGUAGCAGCACCAAAAUUGCAAUGUGCCCUAUCUUUCUUGUUCAGUUACAGUAAUAACCUAUCAGGUUUUGAAAAAUACUGAAUGUAAUUGAGAAAUGUCCAGUUGAAAGGAAAAGUCAAUACUUGCCUUGUGCUUUUAUUGUUUCUUUGACCUUUUAUAAUAAGCAAAGUUGAGCCCAUACGUCAAAUAAAUGAAAAUAAACUGUACAUAAUCCUUAUUGAUCAUCCAAUCAUUGCUAAACACAUUCAAUAUAGGCAAAGUGAAUGUUGAAUAAUUAAACAGUAUAAAGAAGGAAGGUGUGAAAAAUUCCAAAGCUGUGACAAUAGGACAUGAGGAAUAACUUUAAGUAGCAUACUGAGAAACAAUGGUAGAGACUUCUGGAUGGAUGAACUAAAAUCAUGCAAGUGUCUUCAUAUGAUUUUGGAAAACUGAGACAAUAUUCUUUAUGCAUGAUAAAAAGUGCUCUGCAAGUGCCACUGAAAGCUGUCCAGCCUAAAGCAGCACUUGAAUAUUUUAAGGUCUCUAACUAAUUUCUUGUUUCAAAGUAGUGGUCCUGAACCUUCACUCUCUCUUACUCCACAUAAAGAAGAAACAUUUUACUCCUUUGCAGACCGUCGGAUGUUCAAACAAUUUGCUUGCAUGCAUCUUGAUCUGAAUAACAUUCAGCCUUGGAGUUCUAAGUGGUAAGAAGCAUUCAGAUAACAAACUGCAAGGUGAUGAUUAUCACAAGCAAUAGAGAAUCGUUACAUUUUCUCCCUUUACAUUCAAUGGCACUAUCAUCUCCAAAUCCCUCACAUCAUCAUCUUGAGAUCAUUGUUGACCAGGAACUUAACAGGAGCAGGUUCAAGACUGGGCCUUCUGCAUUGAGUGGCUGUUCCUCACUGGCUGAAGUUAUUCUCUCUUCUAGAAGGCACAAUUCAGGAAAUACAGUACUGUGCAAAAGCCUUAGACUCCCUAGCUAUAUCUAAGUACCUCACUUUGCACAGUAUUGUAAUAAUUUCUGUAUUGUGCUAUACUGCUGCAAAAAAAUCAAAUUUCAUGACAUAGGAGCAAUGAUAAACCUGAUUCUUUUAGGGAUCUCUAUUGUGGAUGGAGAGUGGGAAGGAGCCAGUGAAGGGGAAUCAUGGUUUGGAAAAGGGGAGGGAGUGGAAAGAACCAGAGAGACAUUCUGUAAUGAUCAAUAAACCAAUUGUUUGGAAU